Messenger RNA from Heterocephalus glaber (naked mole-rat), 615 nucleotides. It is a transcript of the gene CUNH19orf53, whose product is annotated as chromosome unknown C19orf53 homolog. Lineage: Eukaryota; Metazoa; Chordata; Mammalia; Rodentia; Bathyergidae. The record is from RefSeq and is a predicted model, not a curated record.
AGUCUCUACGCCCUUCCGCCCCGAUGUAUCCCAUCGUGCCCCGCGUCUUCCGGGCGCAGCCUCUCGUAGCCUCGCCCCUUCGGCGCGCGACCCAUCAUGGCGCAGGGUCCGCGCAAGUUCCAGCCGCGGAAGCCAAGUAAAAGCAAGUCCGCGGCAACAGCCUCAGAGCGGAACCGCGGGCCAAGGAAAGGCGGUCGGUUGAUCGUCCCCAAGAAGGCACGCAUCGUGCAGCAGCAGCAGAUCAAGAAGGAUCUAGAGAUCGCGAUCCGGAAGAAGAUUGAGCACGACAUGGUGAUGAAAGCCAGCUCCAGCCUGCCCAAGAAGCUGGCACUGCUGAAGGCCCCAGUCAAGAAGAAGGGGGCCGCUGCCUCCUCUAAGACUCCUUCCUGAAGAUGUGAGCUCACAGGCUGUACCUCAGGGUCUCCCUGCUAAAUUACAAAAUUGUCCAGGUUGAUCUCCAACUUGUGAUCCUUCUGCCUCAGCCUCUCAGAGUGGCAGGAUGACAGGUGUGCGCCACCACGCCCGGCUUUCAGACCCUUUGAACCCCUUGCAACAUCUGCCUGGUUCCUAUGUAAGUUAAAUAAACAUUUUAAGACAUGCUCGUCUUCAGAUGUU